Gregarina niphandrodes is the source of this 855-nucleotide messenger RNA. RefSeq lists its product as hypothetical. The record is from RefSeq and is a predicted model, not a curated record. Lineage: Eukaryota; Apicomplexa; Conoidasida; Eugregarinorida; Gregarinidae. Bases 1 to 855 code for a protein of 284 amino acids. The transcript has 3 exons.
AUGGGAGUCAAACGGCGGUUGGCAGCUUCGGCACGGGUGAAGAAGAGCCGGAAAGGGGGCGAGACGAGGUCGUGUAUCGUGUGCGGUGGCGGUGGCGUGUUCGAAUACCGGCCUGACUUGCGAUUCGCCCCGUCCGAGUUGCCACCUGAGUUACUGUCCACCCUCGCCACACCCACACAGUACUACUGCCCGCUGUGUCAGCCGGAUGCACACGGGAUAAAACGCGAACAUGGUGGGGGUCCUAACGCUCUGCCUGCGGGUGCUAUGAAGUCCAAGAGUGCGUGUCUGUUUGCCACACUCGUCAACUCAGGAAUCGAUCCCUACGUGGCACUCGACGUCCAGGACUCAGCCACUGGCACACUCGAUAGCAUCAGCGCCGCGGAAGCCAUCAUGACCGAACGAGCAAACACGGCUUUGUUGGUACCGGAAUUCGGACAACCUGAGAAACCUGAAAGGGAGCCCACUGCCAUGUUGGAGACUAUCACUAGCCUCAAUACGUUACCGAUAGUUAGAGAGGCAUGCAAAGACGUGCGCACAGCUGCGUGGUUGAAACUCGCUUUUCAAGCUACUCAGUGGUAUCCGGACGGCUCGAAGGUGUACGAGAGUAUGGUUCGAGACGAGCUUGGCAAGCUCUCGUCGGUUGCUGAGGUGGUAGAGUACCUGGAAGACGAAGGGCGGCUUCUGGAACAAGGACUGCUCCUGGACACUUACCACUCCAGCCUCGCUUGUCCACCGGUGUUGUUGCGGGGCGGUACUGCACAGGGAGAGACCGCAGAGGAUGAAGAAGUGACGGAAUUCAUUAUCACAACGUCAGAACCCAACGGUGUGAUUACGUUAGAUGACUCGACUCUGUGA